Drosophila obscura is the source of this 1699-nucleotide messenger RNA. Its product is annotated as SREBP regulating gene protein. Bases 228 to 881 code for a protein of 217 amino acids. Lineage: Eukaryota; Metazoa; Arthropoda; Insecta; Diptera; Drosophilidae. The record is from RefSeq and is a predicted model, not a curated record. Gene Ontology annotation, biological process: positive regulation of SREBP signaling pathway. The transcript has 3 exons.
CGGACGCAUAAAUUGUUUUGGCCAGGAUACCACGUGCACGAGCAGCAGAAACAGGACACGGCAGAACUGAACCCAAUGCGCAUGCAGGGUGCGGGCCAGUGGAGAGCUGUCGCAGAACAGCAGCAAGCGGAGGAAGUCGAACAGUCGGCGUCACAGUGGGCCCUCUGACUCUGGUAGCGGGCUGGGCUGGGCUGGGUGUGCCGCUGGGAUGCGGUCACUAGCAUACGAUGUGGCCAGCUGCACUUACACGCCUGCUGAGACGACGCAUCAUCUACAUAAUCCUUGUGCUGCUGCUGCUGGUGUGCAUUAUCUGGGGCAACCUCUUGGAUCGGCAGGGCGCCUUUAGUGGUCUGCGCUAUGACGACUUUGAGGUGCAGCGCACACGGCCGCUCCUCUGGACGCAGCAGCUUCUGGCGCCGGAGCAGCAUAUCAAUCGAACGCGGGACCCGGAGCUGCGCUGCCGCAACUCGGUGCAGGGCCGCCAACUGCUCACCGACGAGCGCGGCUUUGUGUGCCUGCGCGAGCAGACUCUACCCAGCGGCUGCUGCAACCUGGAGAUGCCCGGUAUCGGCUACUAUAGCUGUCGCACCUGCAACGCCACCACCAACUGCUGCCGCCUGUACGAGUACUGUGUGUCCUGCUGCCUGCAUCCCGACAAGCAGCCGCUCCUCGAACAGGUGCUGCAAGCGGCCCACACACCCAAAUACAUAUAUGCUAGCGUGGCGGAUCACUUCGAGCUGUGCCUCGUCAAGUGUCGCACCAACUCGCACUCCGUGGAGCACGAGAACAAGUACCGCGACGCGACGGCCAAGCACUGCUACGGCAUCACCGACGCUCACGAAUCGCAGCGUGACGUGGCCCCCCAGGCAGUCCACAGCUAGCUAACACAACGAUUAUAAGCGCGUCCGAAGCUGCUCUCUCUCGCUCUCCUGCCCCCCAGGCUAGGCCAUAGCCUCACAUUGAGAUUUCCUGUACAACAAAAGACGAUCAACUCUGCGCCGCCCGCCCUGCAGUGGAGUUUAAUGGUGUGAGCAGAUAAAUGAGCUUUACCUGCAACUAGAACUAAAACUAGAACUAGCUUAAAAGGCUUGCAAUAGACAGGCCACAGGGACUGCCACAAAGCAAGCGAAGCAAGCAGCAUGUCCAGGCAGACAUGUCCCCCCGCAUAGGGAACAAAAGCAACAAACAAACACAAUACGAAUGUUUGAGCCAUUAAAUGAGAAGCAUUCAAGUGAGCCUAAGUGAGCAGCGGCUCCUGGUGUACCACCUGGCCCUCGAUGCCGUAGAAGAUGGUGUCGUCCUGUAUGUAGCCCCAGGCCAUGCGUUGCGAGGUGAAGCUGAUGCCGAGAUCCCCGGCGUGGCCGACAACGAUGGCGCCGCCGGUGCCGCCGAUGCGUUUGGUCAUCUCGCGACACUCUUGCUCGGCCGCCGCCUGGGCGGACAUGCCCUUGUGCUCGAUGGCGGCCAGGAUGCGCUGGGCUAGAUUGUAGCGCAUAAUUGUCUCGCCAUGGCCGGUGGUGGAGACGCCGCCCCUGGCGUUGUCCGCAUAGGUGCCGCUGCCCAGGAUGGGCGUGUCGCCAAUGCGACCGGGCCACUUGCCCGUAAUGCCGCCGGUGGAGGUGCCCACAACAAUUUGGCCAUCCUGGUCCAUGGCCACAGCGCCCACCGUCUCCCCGCUGGGGUCGGUCUUCGUCUUCGU